Messenger RNA from Dracunculus medinensis (Guinea worm), 414 nucleotides. The record is from the annotation of a GenBank genome assembly. NCBI's taxonomy places the organism in Eukaryota, Metazoa, Nematoda, Chromadorea, Rhabditida, Dracunculidae.
AUGUUAAAAAAAUUAUUGCAGGUCGAUUCAUUAGUAACGAUUCGAACAAACAAAGUAAUGACCAAUCGUCUAUUGGCUCGACGUCAAAUGGUUGUCGAAGUCCUUCACCCAAAUAGAGCAUCAGUGCCAAAGGCUGAAAUCCGUGAUAAAUUGGCACAGAUGUAUAAAACAACGCCAGAUUUAGUUUAUACUUUUGGUUAUCAAAUUCAGUUUGGUGGUGGCAGAAGUAGAGGAUUUGCUUUGAUCUACGAUACUGCCGAUUUCGCCAAAAAAUUUGAGCCUAAAUAUCGCCUUCUUAGACAAACUGGUAUAAAAGCAGAAAAAUCUGGGCGUAAACAACGGAAAGAGCGAAAAAAUAGGCAAAAGAAAGUACGCGGUACGAAAAAAUCCAAGGUUGCAGCGGCAAAAAAAUAA